UAAAAACACACCCCAGUUUUGUUUGAUCGCUUUUUUUGGGUUCCUUAGAAGAAACUGAAUUCUGCAGAAAAUGAUAGGUUAGAGAGAGAGAGUAGAGAGAGAGUGUGUGUGAGUGAGAGUGAGAGUGAGAGUGAGAGAAAGUGACUGAAAUUAGAUGGAUGGUUUGAAGGUAAUGUAUGGAGGAAUUGUUGGUUGUGUGUGUUUAUUUUCAGCUGGGCAUUUCGUCGAACACUUGUUGUCAUCUUCAAUGAGAUUUCGAGCUUGUUCUUCCGAAUGAUUUGGCUCUGAAAUUUAUGGAAUCCGAUGGUCUUUUUUUUAGGCAGGCGUUGAAUUUAUGAAUAUACAUUUGAUUAUUUGAUUCUUUUAUACCUUCGUUUGGUGAUUUCUUUGUUCUUUGAUUGAUAUUCUUUGUUGCACAUAAAAACCUAUCAUCAUCAUCAUCAUCUUCAUAUAGGACACACAAAGGCAUAUAUACAUAUACAUACAUAUAUAUAUUAUUUUAUACACACACACACACACAAAAGGAUUGUUUUCUUGUUGUUUCGAACAUCGGAUUCCGAUUUUCUGUUGUUGAUUUUCACACACUCACUCACUAUAGAAACCACAUUGUUCUUCUGUUUCUCUUGAUUAUUGUGAAUUGUGUAAACUGUGUUCUCAUUCGAUAGAAGAAAUUGACAUAGAGAAACAUAGAAAAGGGUUAUUCAAGGGUGGGUGGGUGGGUGGAUUGGAUUGGAUUCAAUUGUUAUUUACAGCAGAAAAGGGAAAGAUUUGGUUGUAUCUGAAGCAUGUUGGCUGGUUGUUCUUCGACAUUGUUGUCGUCUCCGAGGCAUAGAUUAAGGAGUGAAGCAGCUGCACAGUUUCAAGCUUACCAUAUUCCAGCAAUGAGCACGCAGAGGUUGGACAUCCCCUGCACUUUCGCGUCGCGCAAAGACGGAUCGCGGCCGCAGCCGGUAAUGCCGGUCAGCCUAUCGAUUGAAAAGCCAAGCAGCGAAGUGAAUAGGACUAGCGGGUGUUCUCUUAGGCAGAGCAUCAAGCUUCCGCCGUCGCCAGCCGAGGCUCGGAAGGAGAUCAAGGAUGAGUUUUGGGAGAGGGGCCGGAGUAGCCUCAAGAAGAGGUACGCCGGAGAAGUGUCGACGUACGACAACGACGAUGAUGAGGCAGCUUACAUGAACAGAGUGAAGAGGAAACGAGGCAACGGGAAGUCGGAUCAUCGUUCUACAUCGAAAGCCGAUAGUUUCUGGUUUCAUCCUGGCUUCGGCGCGCCUCAGUUGCCGUUUUCGCUCUCGUGCUCGGGAGACGAAGAAGGCGGCGGGGAGAGAGUGUGUUUCGUGCCGGGAAACGUUAAUAUCAUGGCGCCGCCAUUGCCGCCGCUGUCGCACAUACCAUGGUUCGAUUCCGUAGUGACGGAGAUCACAGAUUUAGGUGAGAAGGACGCUGAGAGGAUCAAGGUCCCGGUGAAGGAGGGGUCGGGAUCGUCUAGCACUUCUUCGGGUAGCCACGACGGAAAUCCGGUGGAGAGCGAAGUCGGGAAUCCAGGUGAAAGCACCGCUGCGGCAGCCGUCGUCGUAGCCGGUCACAACGGCGAGAAUAAUCACCGGGAACACGAUUGCGUCGAGCUCGUAAGCUUACUCGUGGCCUGCGUCGAACAAAUAGGCUCGAAGAACAUUCCCGCCGUCAACCAUUGCCUUGCGAGGCUCGGCGAGCUCGCCUCUCCGCGAGGCUCUACCGUACACCGGCUCAUUGCUUACUACACCGAGGCGCUGGCGUUGCGGGUCGCGCGGCUUUGGCCGCAUAUCUUCCAUGUCGCCGCUCCUCGGGAGCUCGACCGCGUCGACUACGACGAGAGCGGCACAGCCUUGAGGCUCUUGAACCAGUUAAGUCCGAUUCCAAAGUUCAUCCACUUCACGGCGAAUGAGAUCCUUCUGCGCGCCUUCGAAGGGAAGGACCGAGUUCACAUCAUCGAUUUUGACGUGAAGCAGGGGCUGCAGUGGCCGAGUUUGUUCCAGAGUUUGGCUUCCAGGCCGCGUCCGCCGAGCCACGUUCGAAUCACCGGCGUGGGCGAGUCAAAACAGGAGCUGAUCGAGACGGGGGAGCGACUCGCCGGAUUUGCGGAGGCGUUUAACCUGCCGUUCGAUUUCCAUCCCGUUGUCGACCGGCUGGAAGACGUGCGGCUGUGGAUGCUUCAUGUCAAGGAGAAGGAGACUGUAGCUGUGAACUGUGUACUGCAGCUGCACAAGAUGCUCUACGACGGCACCGGUGCAACGGUGAGGGACUUCCUCGGGCUGGUACGGAGCACGAACGCGGAGGUCGUGAUCGUGGCCGAGCAGGAAGCAGCGCACAAUGGAGCCAGCCUCGAUGCUCGGCUUUGCAACUCGCUGAAAUACUACUCAGCGGUAUUCGAUCUGAUCGAUGCCGGUGGCCUCCCGAUGGACAGCCGAGUCAGGAUCAAGACAGAGGAGAUGUUUGCACGGGAGAUCAGGAACAUCGUCGCUUGCGAAGGACGGGACAGGUCGGAGAGGCACGAGACUUUCGGGAAGUGGCGCGAGGUGAUGGAGCAAGGCGGUUUCCGGUGCGUCGGGAUCGAGGAGAGGGAAGCGCUGCAGGGACAGAUGAUGCUGAAGAUGUACGGCUGCGAGGAUUAUUAUUCCGUCGAGGUGCAAGAACAACAACAACAACAAUGUCGAGAAGCUCUCACUCUUCGCUGGCUGGAUCAGCCGCUGUACACUGUCUCGGCGUGGAUGCCGGUUGAUGCCGCUGGCGCGUCAAUGUCGCACUCACAACAGCCAUAGAGUUAAGGAAGACUGAUCGACGACGAGGAGGAACAGAUGGUUUGGUUACUUACUUACUUACUGGAUUGAUUUUGAUUUAUAUUCUUUGUAGGUAGAGGAAUAUGUUAUAUCUUUCAUUCUUUCAUUCAAUGUUGCAGAUAAGAUUUGUUGUCAUUUUUUUUGGAGGUUAGGAAAGAAAGAAACAGAGAUAGAUUAUUAUCAUUAUCAUUAUCAUUAUCAUUAUUAUCGUUGUUGUUAAAUUCUUUGAUUCUUUCUGUAAGCUGGAAUAUGAAUUUGCUUUGAGGUUU
This is a messenger RNA of Andrographis paniculata, 3076 nucleotides long. Its product is annotated as scarecrow-like protein 28. The coding region runs from base 786 to 2789 and encodes 667 amino acids. Gene Ontology annotation, cellular component: nucleus. NCBI's taxonomy places the organism in Eukaryota, Viridiplantae, Streptophyta, Magnoliopsida, Lamiales, Acanthaceae. The transcript has a single exon. Gene Ontology annotation, biological process: regulation of DNA-templated transcription. Gene Ontology annotation, molecular function: DNA-binding transcription factor activity; sequence-specific DNA binding. The record is from RefSeq and is a predicted model, not a curated record.